AUGGACCCUUCACUUCUCGACGAUAUUAUCAAUCGUCUUCUCGAGGUCCGUGGUCGUGUCGGCAAGCAGGUUCAGUUGUCCGAGUCUGAGAUCCGACAACUCUGUCAAGUUUCCAGAGAGUUUUUCUUGCAGCAGCCUAAUUUGUUGGAGCUUGAAGCACCCAUCAAGAUUUGUGGUGACAUACAUGGGCAAUAUUCUGAUCUAUUAAGGCUAUUCGAAUACGGUGGGUUACCCCCUCAUGCUAACUACUUAUUUUUGGGUGAUUAUGUCGAUCGAGGCAAGCAAAGUCUCGAAACCAUAUGUCUUCUCUUGGCGUAUAAAAUAAAAUAUCCAGAGAAUUUCUUCAUAUUGAGAGGGAACCAUGAAUGUGCUUCUAUAAACCGAAUAUAUGGCUUCUAUGACGAGUGUAAAAGAAGAUUUAAUGUUCGUUUAUGGAAGACGUUUACCGAUUGCUUUAACUGCCUGCCUGUGGCAGCUCUUAUUGAUGAAAAGAUUCUCUGCAUGCAUGGAGGUUUGUCUCCUGACCUGAAUAAUUUGGAUCAAAUUAGAAACAUGUCGAGACCAACAGAUGUACCGGACACUGGUUUGCUCUGUGAUCUUCUCUGGUCUGAUCCGAGUAAGGAUGUUCAAGGUUGGGGAAUGAACGACCGCGGUGUUUCGUUUACUUUUGGUGCUGACAAGGUCACGGAGUUUCUUCAAAAGCAUGAUUUGGAUCUCAUUUGUCGUGCUCAUCAGGUUGUGGAGGAUGGAUACGAGUUCUUCGCAGAUCGUCAACUUGUAACGAUUUUUUCAGCACCGAAUUACUGUGGGGAGUUCGAUAACGCUGGUGCCAUGAUGAGUGUGGACGAGACGCUUAUGUGUUCGUUUCAAAUACUAAAGCCUGCGUAUAAGAAGCCUGAGCUGAACUUUGGAAGCACUACCACCUCAAAGCCUGGAAAUCCUCCCCCAGGGGUUAAGUCCUUUCUUGGUACAAAAUCAUGAUUUGGUCAGGCACUUAAAAGGAGGUCUCUUGCAGCCAGUUGAGUUUACAAAAAUUUGGAAGUUUUAUCUUCUGGAGGAAACUGUAGGAUCAUUGAUCGAUCAUUUGAUUCUAAACUCAGAAUGUUGAAAAUUGUAAAAAACAAAAACAAAUCGAAAAACGAAAAAAUUGUAAGGUGAAAUAUAAAAGGAUUACAAAUAUUGUUUUCCUCGAUACGAAUUCGAGUUAUCGAAAAUGGUAGGCUGCAAAGGCCUGCUUUUCUUCCUUGUACACUAAUUGGCAGCACCAUCGAUGCUACCGGUGCUACGAGUUUACUGUAUGUGGUACACAUUUAAUUACGCGUUUUGUUCUU
This is a messenger RNA of Cucurbita maxima (winter squash), 1331 nucleotides long. Its product is annotated as serine/threonine-protein phosphatase PP1-like. The record is from RefSeq and is a predicted model, not a curated record. NCBI's taxonomy places the organism in Eukaryota, Viridiplantae, Streptophyta, Magnoliopsida, Cucurbitales, Cucurbitaceae. Gene Ontology annotation, cellular component: nucleus; cytoplasm. Bases 1 to 981 code for a protein of 326 amino acids. Gene Ontology annotation, molecular function: protein serine/threonine phosphatase activity. The transcript is spliced from 4 exons.